Purpureocillium lilacinum is the source of this 1788-nucleotide messenger RNA. Its product is annotated as bifunctional phosphoribosylaminoimidazolecarboxamide formyltransferase/IMP cyclohydrolase. Gene Ontology annotation, biological process: 'de novo' IMP biosynthetic process. The record is from RefSeq and is a predicted model, not a curated record. Lineage: Eukaryota; Fungi; Ascomycota; Sordariomycetes; Hypocreales; Ophiocordycipitaceae. Gene Ontology annotation, molecular function: IMP cyclohydrolase activity; phosphoribosylaminoimidazolecarboxamide formyltransferase activity. Gene Ontology annotation, cellular component: cytosol.
AUGUCCGAGGCUCAAAAGAUCGCCAUCGUCUCCGUCUACGACAAGACGGGCCUUCUGGACCUGGCUAAGGGUCUUGUCCAGCAGAAUGUCCGCAUCCUGGCCUCUGGCGGCACCGCUCGCAUGAUCCGCGAGUCGGGCUUCCCUGUCGAGGACGUCAGCGCCAUCACAAAGGCACCAGAGAUGCUUGCCGGCCGUGUCAAGACGCUGCACCCCGCCGUCCACGCCGGCAUCCUCGCCCGCAACCUCGAGUCGGACGAGAAGGACCUGGCCGACCAGAACAUCAACAAGGUUGACUAUGUUAUUUGCAACCUGUACCCCUUCAAGGACACGGUCGCCAAGGUCAAUGUCAGCAUCCCCGAGGCCGUCGAGGAGAUCGACAUUGGCGGCGUCACCCUUAUCCGGGCCGCGGCCAAGAACCACAAGCGCGUCACCAUCCUCAGCGACCCCAGCGACUAUGCCGGCUUCCUGAAGGAGCUCGAGCAGGGCGAGAUCACCGAGACGAGCCGCAACCGCUACGCCCUCAAGGCCUUUGAGCACACGGCCGACUACGACGCCGCCAUCUCCGACUUCUUCCGCAAGGAGUAUGCCGGUGCCGGCGACCAGUACAUGGCCCUCCGCUACGGCGCCAACCCCCACCAGAAGCCCGCCGCUGCCUUCACCGCCGAGGGAAAGCUGCCCUUCACUGUCCUCUGCGGCUCCCCAGGCUACAUCAACCUCCUUGAUGCCCUCAACGCCUGGCCCCUCGUCCGCGAGCUCAAGAAGGCCCUGGGCCUCCCCGCCGCCGCCAGCUUCAAGCACGUCUCCCCGGCUGGUGCUGCCAUUGGACUGCCCCUCACUGCCGAGGAGCGCAAGGUCUACUUCGUCAACGACAUCGAGGGCAUCGAGACGUCGGCCCUGGCCCAGGCCUAUGCCCGCGCCCGUGGCGCCGACCGCAUGAGCAGCUUCGGCGACGUCAUCGCCCUCAGCGACGUCGUCGAUCUGCCCACCGCCAGCAUCAUCUCCAAGGAGGUCUCGGACGGCGUCAUUGCCCCCGGAUAUGAGCCUGCCGCUCUUGAGAUCCUGAAGAAGAAGAAGGGCGGUAAGUACCUGGUGCUCCAGAUGGACCCUGAGUACGACCCCGCGCCCACCGAGACGCGCACCGUCUAUGGCGUCAACCUGCAGCAGCACCGCAACGACGUCGAGAUCUCGCCCAAGUCGUUCAACACCAUCAUCACCCCCAAGGACGCCGGCGCCCUGACCGAGAGCGCCGCCCGCGACCUGACCGUCGCCACCAUCACGCUCAAGUACACGCAGAGCAACUCGGUCUGCUACGCCGUCAACGGCCAGGUCGUCGGCCUCGGCGCCGGACAGCAGUCCCGCAUCCACUGCACCCGCCUUGCCGGCGACAAGGCCGACAACUGGUGGAUGCGCUUCCACGAGCGCGUCCUCGGCAUCAAGUGGAAGAAGGGCACCAAGCGGCCCGACAAGAGCAACGCCAUUGACCUGCUCGUCAGCGGCGAGCUGCCCAAGGAUGGCCCCGAGCGCGAGGCCUUUGAUGCUGUCUUCGAGGAGGUGCCGGCCGCCUUCACCGAGGAGGAGCGUGCGGCCUGGAUGAAGCAGCUCAAGGACGUCUGCGUGUCUAGCGAUGCCUUUUUCCCCUUCAUCGACAACGUCUUCCGCGUCGGCCGCUCAGGUGUCAAGUACAUUGCUGCGCCCGGCGGCAGCCAAAACGACGGCGCCGUGUUCGAGACGGCCGAGAAGCUAGGCAUUACCUUUGUGCAGCAGAACAUCCGCCUCUUCCACCACUAA